GUUGGCCUGUCUGGACAUUGGAUCGGGUGUGGUCGACUGCUUGUGUAAACCUGGUUACCGUGGAUCCAGAUGUGAGAGAUGUGCACAUGGUUACUACGGCAAUCCAUUGGUGCCUGGAAGUAGUUGCAAGCCAUGCAACAGAGGGGAUGGCAUCAACCUUUGUUUUCCUCCAAAUGCAGACUGUGAUAGUUGCACUUAUUCUUUAUUGGCCGACCUGGAGAAAAUGGCCGAUGGACUGACUUGGCUGGAGCAUCAGCUGAAGAACAACAGUCCUGUCUCUGGUUCACACUCAAUGCUGAACAACCUGGAGACUAACAUUACUGAAACCAAGAUUCAGUUUGGGAGGUCCUACACUGCUGUGAGACACCUGGAACCAGAUGCUGAACAGCUGGAAACAGAUGUGAAUGUUGUCGGUGACGACUUGAGUCAACUGGUUGACAAGGUUUUGAAGAAUGUGAAUCAAACCAAGUUGAAGGACGAUGAUCUUCUCCCUGAAGCUGAAUCUCUCCUCACAGAAUUACAAGAUUUGAUAAAAUUGCUGUCUGAGGUGAAGCCCGGAGGAUCCAUCACUCUCUCUGAGAACGACAAAGUCAGGACGACGGUGGAUGCUCAGCGCAUCAUGCAGGAAAUGAGACAGAGCGGCUGCAGCGCCGCCGGGGAGCAGGAGGAGGCACACAAACUGUUGAACUUAAUCUACGACAACUUCACAACUCCUGCACUGAGUCGGACGUCAGACUCUCUGAUGGUCUCCGCCUCGUCUCUGAGGGAACUGGCUGAGCUGCUGUCAGAGGCAGAGGACGGAGUCAACAGGACGCGGAGCCUGAACCUGAGGAGUCACACUACGCUACAACAUCUGCAGUCGGAAAGAGAGCAGAACUCACUGCUUCCUGUGACUGAAACGACCAAAGAUUUGCUGAAAAAUAUCACAGACGUCUUCUUAUUGCUUGAGGAAAUAAAAAAAGAAUUUGAGAACCAUGCAGGUCAACUGGAUGGUGCCAGGAGGGAACUUGUCAAGAAGUUUAACAUCUUCCAAAUUAAGACCAAAGUGGAUAUUGUCAACGAGGCCGAGGAACAAGCAGAGCAGCUUAACAGAGAGGUAGCAGAACUUCAACAACAUUGCAGAGUGCUUCAAAAUGCUACUAACAGCAAUGAACCGCUCGGAGUGCUGAGUGAAGGAGGUUUUAUCGGCAUCAUAAAGACCACACCAAUGGCAGAAAUAGCAGCAAAUCUGUCCAGAGAGGCUGCUGAUGAGGCUUUAAAGGAUGCGAAGGAGGCAAGUCUGGUCGAUAGGGCAGAAGGAUUCAAAAAUUCUUCAAACAAUUUACAAACAGAAGUCUACUACUCACAGAGUGACCUGAAAAAGCUUUCACUUCCAGUGAGCUCAGGUAGAGACCGUGUCAGGAAACAAAAGGAGAAAAGAAGAUCACUGAGAAGGAGUAUCUCAGCCGUCACUGAUGACCUUAAAUCAAUUAGAGGAGAUGACACCAAACUCCUGAUAGACUCGGCGAAAACAGCGUCCUCUGAGUGCGAUUCCACAGUCAGAAAUUUAACUGAGAGACUGAGGAACAUCAGCCAGGAGGUAGAAAGAAUAACUCUGAGCAGCAACAGUGUCAAUACGGACAAUAUGAAAGUUGAUGUAGAACAAUCAUGUGAGUAUUUAUCAUUAAAAAUCUGUUAUUAG
Molecule: messenger RNA, 1681 nt
Organism: Platichthys flesus (European flounder)
Lineage: Eukaryota; Metazoa; Chordata; Actinopteri; Pleuronectiformes; Pleuronectidae
Exons: 13
Coding region: 224-1681 (485 amino acids)
Source: RefSeq, a predicted model, not a curated record